Molecule: messenger RNA, 2457 nt
Organism: Coccinella septempunctata (seven-spotted ladybird)
Lineage: Eukaryota; Metazoa; Arthropoda; Insecta; Coleoptera; Coccinellidae
Exons: 2
Coding region: 111-2165 (684 amino acids)
Source: RefSeq, a predicted model, not a curated record
AGGAAGACCAACUACGCAAAGUUAAAGCUCUGUGUAAAAAGAGAAACCACACCAUCAAUAGUAUCACGAACCUAUCUGAUGAGGGAGUGGUAAGGAACCUUUUUAAGGACAUGCCGUCAGUGACGGCUAAUUUUAUGCUAUCCCAAAUCAGGAAUUUUAAAGCAAAGAGUGCCAAUGCACGAAGAUGGACCCUUGAUGACAAAAUCAUUGCUCUUUCCCUUUUCAAGAGGAGUCCCCGGUGCUAUAACCUCCUCAGAAAAUUUGCGGCCCUACCAAGCAAAAACACAAUAUUAAAGUUGUUGAAAAUGGUUCCGUUCAAAGUUGGAAUCAACGAAAGCAUUUUCAAUCAACUGAAUGAGAAUCUCCCCAAGGACAUACAUCAGAGAUGCUGUGCCCUUUUAUUUGAUGAAAUGGACAUCAAAGAAGGUGUCCAGUAUGAUAUGGGGGAAGACAAAAUCCUUGGUUUUGAGGAUUUUGGAGAUACUAAUUUCAGUAAAAGGCUUGCCACAAAAGCGUUAGUGUUCAUGCUGGUAGGGUUGGGUAAAAAUUGGAAGCAGCCAGUGGCCUACUAUUUCAGCCAUAGGGGUUGUAAUGCUGCAGAGUUGAAAAAAUGUCUAUUAGAAGUUCUCUCUGCAGCAAAACAUGUUGCCAAAGUGGACGUUGCUGUUACAGUCUGUGAUAUGGGUACAAGUAAUGUGAGGUGCAUCAAAGAACUUGGUGCUACUAAAGAAACACCUUUCUUUUUUUUUGAAAACUCAAAAGUUCAUUGCAUGUUUGAUCCACCUCACUUAUUGAAAUGUACCUAUUCUCUAUUUCGUAAGCACAAUGUUAGUCUUCCUGUAACCAUUGGCGAAACCAUCUUGAAUAAAGUUGCCAAAUUUCAGGAUGUCAUUGCAGCUUACGAAAUAGAUAAUAGAAAUACAAUCGUUUUCAGGACUUUAUGGAAAAUAAAAGCCACAUACCUGAAACCCAUAUUGCAGUAUGCAAUGAAGGUGAAUAUAGCUGCCAAAGUAAUGAGCCACACAGUUGCAGCAUACAUAUUUUCCUUGAUUAGUGCAGGGCAAAUGAACCCCGAGGCCAUUGGGACUGCUUCCUUCAUAAAAGAGGUGGACACACUGUUUGACAGUAUGAAUGGCAAGUCAGAUGAUGGUCCCUUUGGGAAAGAGCUGAAGGGUCCAUUGAGUGUCCGCUCACCCCACAUCCAAUAUUGGGAGGAGGAAUCACAAAGGAUUAAAAAGUGGAGCUUCAUUCGAUACACCAAAACUGGCACCCUGAAACAAUCCAUGCCACCUUCCCAAACAGGUUGGCUCCAAUCGAUCAAAGCUGUUCAAGGGCUCUGGGAGUAUUUGAGGGAAUUGGGUUUCAAAUCCCUCAAAACAAGAACUCUCAAUCAAGAUCCAUUGGAGAACCUGUUUGGACAAAUUAGGUAUGGUUGUGGAUGCAAUGACAAUCCUACAGUUCAGCAAUUCAUUGGAAGUUUGAAAACUCAACUUCUAAAUGGAUUGGUAAGCCAAAGCUUUCGUGGGAGAAAUUGUGAGAAGGACGACAAUGAACUUGUCUGUAAUUUGAAGUCAUUCCUCAAUAUUCCCCCUCAAAGUUUGGAAAGGGAAACUGUAGAAGAGGCUUCUCUGACUAAUGAAGCACCGCAAAUAUCAGUAGAGGUAUUGUCUGCUGAAAUUGCGGGAGAAGUUUCUUCUGGAAGCCCCAAGAUCCUGUCUGUGGCAUAUGUGGCUGGAGCCAUUCUUAAGGUGGUGAAAAAACACAUAUGCUGUUCCUUAUGUGAUUCUAUGCUCACAGCUUCAGAUUUAGAGCCACAAAAUUUAUUUAUAAUGAAUAAAGAGUGGUCUGAUCAAAGAUCGGUAUUACUGUACCCAAGUGAAAGCUACACUGUUUCUAUAGGUUGCGGAAUAACAGUGUUGGAGGAAUUUUUGGAUGAAUCCCCUUCCCAUCCUAAAGUAAAAGUGACUGCACUUGCGGUACUGUCUACCAUGAACUUUGAUCAUCUUGCAUGUUCUGAACAUAAAAGUCACAUAAGGGACAUAACGACAGCUGCUCUCUGUAGGAUUGGCAUUCCAUGGUGGUGCAGAAGGAAGUGUGAAGAGGUGAAAACGGAAGCUAAAACAAGAAGCAUGAACAAAAAAUUAAAAAAGAUAUUGCAUCAGUAAUGAAGCAUAUGUUGUUAUAAUUAUUGUUGUUAAAAUUCUGCUGUCCUAACAUGAAAGGUCCUAUCUGUAGAAUUUAAGUUUUGAGAAAAUCCGGGGUUUCUGUUUUUUUUCAUUGUAUAACAGAUAGUAUUUCAACAAACUCUCCAUGUUUUCAUUUAGAUAUAAUGUUGACGAACAGAACUAUUCCCGAUUAGGAGAUAUUGCAUUAUGUCCAUCACAUUCUGCAGAUAGGACCUUUCUUGUUAGCAAGGCAGACUUAUUGUUGUUAUAAUUAUUGUUAAAUAAAAAAUUA